Messenger RNA from Andrographis paniculata, 1153 nucleotides. RefSeq names its product RING-H2 finger protein ATL2-like. NCBI's taxonomy places the organism in Eukaryota, Viridiplantae, Streptophyta, Magnoliopsida, Lamiales, Acanthaceae. The transcript has a single exon. The record is from RefSeq and is a predicted model, not a curated record. The coding region runs from base 186 to 971 and encodes 261 amino acids.
UAGCUUUAAGAACACGGGAAACCCGCCCGAAGUUUCCUCCUCCAUACAGGGCAGGGCAGCCUACAUUUAUUUUCCCACUUCUCGCACAUAUAUCUAUCUAUCUAUCUAUUCUUACCUAUCCAUUUCCUCAAUCUAAUCUCAAUUCUCCUUCUUCUUCUUCGUCUUCCUAGGUUUCGAUCUGUUCUAUGGACGAUCAUCCCGAAUGGAGGGAGGAGGCGGCGCCACAGAAGGGCUACGCUAUGAGCGGAAAGAUUAUGCUCAGCGCCAUCGUCGUUCUCUUCACCGUCGUCGUUUUCAUGGUGGGCCUUCAUCUCUACGCCAGAUGGUAUCUUCUCCGCGCCCGCCGCCGCCACCUCGAGCGCCGCCGACAGCGCCGCGCCAGCCGCUCCCAGCUCGUGCUCAUUUCUGAUUCUCGACAGUUACAGGCGGCGGCCGAUCGUGGCUUGGAUGUCACGGUGCUUAAUUCCCUUCCCGUGUUUCUCUACUCCUCCGGCGCGGCGGAGGAGGCGGCGGUGGAGUGCGCCGUCUGCCUGUCGGAGUUCGAAGAAAAAGAAAUCGUGCGGCUCUUGCCCAAGUGCAGACAUAGAUUUCACGUCGAGUGUAUCGGCAUGUGGUUCCAUUCGCACUCCACCUGUCCGCUUUGCCGGUCGCCGGUGGAGAAGGUGGAGGAGAGCCGCUCCAAACCGGCGGAGGAGGGAAACUCCGGCGAUCGGGGGAAGGUGGGGAUAAGCAUCGAUGUUCCGGCGAGGGUCGUGCCGGAGAACGAAUUAAGCCAGAUCUCGCCGGCGAGCCGGCUGUCGGCUCUGAGAAGAAUUCUGAGCAUGGGACGUAAGUCGCCCGCCGCCGGGGGGUCAACGACUGCGCGUGGGGCGGGGGCCGGGUCGAGCCGAGUAGCCGCCGAGUUGGAUUUGGAGAGCGGGCCGGACGAACCGGAUCCGGCUCAGGUAGGGAGAGAAAAGGUUGAGAUGUGAUGUGAUGUGAGUCAACGUCGUAGGAAACAACGUGGUAAUUUCGUGGCAAAGAAACGACAUUAUAGUACACAUUUUAAAUAUCCCUUUUUAUUUUUUUAUAUGGAAUUUGUACAGUACGAGAAUUCGAAAUUAUUCUUUAUAUUUUGUUUUUUUUCCCUUAUAUAAAUGUGGUGUUUUUUAUU